CAUCUUCGUCCUUAUUAACAUGAGAGAUGCUGAUCUUACACAACAGAGCACUGAAGUAGGUUCACACUCAUUCCACAUCCUACCUUAUCGCGCUUCCAUCUCCGCAGCUUACACAGUUUGACGUGGUGUUCGCGAAGCAAUAUCAGUCCCAAACCCUGCACAUUAGACAAUGAUUUGAGAGCAUAGUGCAGUCUCCGGCACCUGAUAUUGGCUUCCUAGACCAUUUGGAUUCGAGACCACUUAGUUUGUGAUAUUUGAGUACGACUUUGAGAGGUUUGGUGUCUACCUGUGGCGAAAAAAGAUGGAUAAGAUCAAAGAGAUGCUUGGUAUUUGUAUGGAGGAUGACGAUGCUAAGACCGUGGCUCCAACCAUCACUAGCCAGAGGGAUGCCCAGCCCACCCAUGAGCACACCGCCCCUCUCCACCACCAGGAGGAACACGAGGAACAGAAAUCGAAGCUUCCAUCUGCACUCGAAAGUCGCAAGAAGGAAGAAGGGAAGUUACCGAGCACCGAUUCAUCAAACCGAGAGAGCGAGGAAUCGAAGGAGAAGAUCCAACUGCUAUACAAGAAGCUUGCUCACCGCAACGCUGGUCUCGGUGGCGUUGACGUCGUGCCGGAGCAGCGGCACGGGUUAUUUGCUUGAGCAGGUUACCUAUACAUUACAUACUAUUAUUCAUAAUGUAAAAAACCAAUAAUAUGAUUUGAGUGCAUUUCUUUUUAUCCCAUCAAUGCCUUUCAUUUAACCACAGUUUUUGUAGUUUUUGUUUUCAUCAUUAUUGUUAUCAUCAUACUUUCCUGACUUGAAAAUCCUUCUCCAUUAUUUUUAUUUUUUCAAUGUUAAUAGUAUGCUUCAACUUA
This is a messenger RNA of Physcomitrium patens, 858 nucleotides long. RefSeq lists its product as uncharacterized. NCBI's taxonomy places the organism in Eukaryota, Viridiplantae, Streptophyta, Bryopsida, Funariales, Funariaceae. The record is from RefSeq and is a predicted model, not a curated record.